CAUUCUAGUACUGCACCGCUCAAGAAAAGAGUCCGCAUAAAUUUUGUCAACUUCAAAAAAUCUGUCUCCUCGCGUAAUGUUCCGAUAAAUUCCGCACGAAAAAGAAACCCCCGACGCAGCCAUGACCUGCGUAGUGCCCGGCUGCAACGCUAGCGACCAGGAGUAUUUGGUGGAGUUCCCCCAGUCGGCCAAACUGGCCGACCGAUGGCAGGCGUCCAUCGAGCUGGGCACCGGCCAGAAACUUCAACCCAGAGCAGCGGCAGAGGUGGAGGAGGACGCGGAAUCCCGAAGGCGACGACUUUGUUUGGCCCACUUUGCCGGGGACGACACCACCAGUAUGAUCAGCUACCAGGAGCCGUGCUGCUUCCGGAAUUGUAGGAACGGCGAAACGGUGCAAGUGUCCAGCUGUCGGCUGUGUUUGCGGAUUGGCCUGCGAUCGGAGAUGUUUCCCAAGUCGGGCAAGCUGGAACACGUCACGCUGAGCAACACGAUCCGGGCGGUGAUGAAGGUUUCGCUGGCCCCGGACGACUUUCUGUCCAACAUUUGCGAGCGGUGCCUGGUCAAGGUGGACGUGCUGAAGAACUGGGCCCGGGAAACGCUGCAGCAGGAGAUGGACUUUCGGGAGUUGAUGAAUUUGGCCCGCAAGGAGACGCAGCUGGAGGCGGACAUAAAGGUGGAAACGCUGAUGGUGGAGGCGAAGGUUGAGGUGCUGGAGGAGGAACUGCCGGAGGUGGUGGAACCAAGGGAGAAGGAGUCGGAGCCGGAGGUGGCUGACGAUCGAGGAGGGUCGUCUUCGUCAUCGUCGUCGUCGCCGUCUUCGUCGUCUGCGUCGUCCGAUGAGGAUGAUAAGCCGUUGGCGAGACUGCGUCGCAAGCGGGGACGUCCCGCGGGAAGGCCUGCUAGGGAGUUGAAGAAGCGCGGCCGGAAGCCGAAACCACGAACUGAGGAAUUUGGGGAAAAGGUUAAGAAGAAACGUGGUCGGAAGCCGGGAUCGCCGAAGCCGGUGCGUCACGAUUAUCUGAGAAACAUUCUGGACAAAAAGUGCUACAUUUGUGAGUUGAUUGUUGAGAAUAACGACGAACUGGUGGCACAUUUGACGGAAGUCCACGCGGGAAAGAUCGACUACCGCUGCAACGAGUGCAACAAGGCGUUCGGUAAGGUCACGAUCUACAAUCGGCAUCUGAGUUGCCACGACAUCACGGUGCGACCUCGAAAGUGCCAGUUCUGUACGCUUUGCUUUAGCGCCAAGGAAAGCUUGAAAGUCCACGAGAAUAAGGUUCACGGAGCGGAUCACGUGCUUCCGAAGAAGUAUAAGCGAAAGAACAAGGUCUACCAGUGUGAAUCGUGCGGAAAGAUCUUCCUAACCGAUUCUCUGUUGAAGCAGCACGACUUGUAUCAGCACAAAAAGAUGCCAGCGGCGACGUGCAAAAUUUGCGGAAAAACUUUCGCAACUAAAGCCAAUCUUGAAAAGCAUUACAUCGUGCAUACGAAAGAACGUCCUUACAAGUGUGACAAGUGUGAAAAUACGUACAAAACUUCAACGGCCCUAACGAAGCACACCCUAAUGCACGAACGCGUCCUUCCUUACGAGUGUCGCUACUGCGAAGAACGCUUCCUAACCCAAGCUCUUUACGACAAGCAUCGCUUCCUGAACCACAAGAACCAACAGCCCAAGUUCCGCCCGCAGAACGCCAUCACGCGGUCGAUUCCCUGCGCGCUCUGCUCCGACGUCUUCAGCCGCUCAACCGACCUCCAGAAGCACAUCAACGACGCCCACUCGGACCGCCAGUACCCGUACAUUAGCUGUCCCCAGUGCCCGCAGCAGUUCCUCCAAGAGCAAACGCUCACGGCGCACAUGAACAUCCACACGGACCUGUUUGCGUGCGAGAUUUGCAACAAACCGCACUCGUCCGCUGCCCAGCUCCGCGACCACAUGGAGUCGCACAACCCGUCCCAGCCGUGGCAGUGCACGAUCUGUCUGAAGCGGUUCAGCCUGCAGUCAAACUUUUCGCGCCAUCGCCUCAUCCACCAGGACGACAAGCGCUUCAAGUGUGACCUGUGCGACAAGGGAUUCUCGCAAAAGGGCCAGUUGAUGAACCAUCGGCGCACCCACACAGGGGAACGUCCGUUUACGUGCCCAAUCUGCGGGAAGGCGUUCGGGGAUCAACCGACGUUCUACAAGCACCGCAAGCGUUGCAUGGAAAAGGAGGGCAUCGGUGAGGAACGGGCGGAAAGCAUGGUGGUGAACCAUGAUCAGGAGGGUGGGCCCGUUGGCGGUGGAAGCGUUGGAGUUGGUGGCGAUGGGUGCGAGUAUUGAAGGCGUGUGUAAGUAAGUAUGAGUGUGAACUGUAUGUUUGUGGCUUAAUCAUUAAAUUGCGUACUUGUCUCUA
Messenger RNA from Culex quinquefasciatus (southern house mosquito), 2390 nucleotides. Its product is annotated as zinc finger protein 665. The record is from RefSeq and is a predicted model, not a curated record. Lineage: Eukaryota; Metazoa; Arthropoda; Insecta; Diptera; Culicidae. The transcript is spliced from 3 exons. The coding region runs from base 122 to 2317 and encodes 731 amino acids.